GACCGAGAGCGCAGUUGCAACAUCGGCCAGCCCUUGCUCACUUCUCCAAAUUUCGUUCACCCAAAUUCAAAUGCACAUAAAUCUCCAUCCCCUUCUGCUUCCCUCUUCUCCUCGUUGCCGUCUCCUUCCCCUCCACGCCUCGCCCCCACCCCCGGGCCGGGAGAUACCCGUGCAUUCGCGGCCGCCUCCUCCCCAUUCCACCACUCAUCCUCCCCGGAGAUCGUCCCCUUCUGUCCCUCUUCUCCUCGUUGCCAUCUCCUCCCCCUCCACGCCUCGCCCCAACCCCCGGAGAUAUUCGUGCAUUCACGGUCGGCUCCUCCCCCUUCCACUCCUGGUCCUGCUCCGCCAUGCCGACGCGCAGAGUGGCCUCAGUGCAUAAGAUUCGUAGAAUUGUAUGGGAGUCCCGUUCCAUCACGAACCUGAAUUUUCGGGUCGCUGACAACGUCGCGCUUGACAGCGCACGUACGAUCUGGGAGACUGUUUCCGCCGAUGGAGGGCAUGGUACCAUCGAUAACCUAUUUAUACUCAGGGGCAAGGAUGAGGCUAUGAAAUUGAUACAGGAUAAGAUUCGCCGGCUUCGAGGAUGGCUAGAUCAUGUGGACGGGCAGAUUGCGCACUUGGAGAGCGACGUCAAAAAGCUCGAGGAGCUGCUGGAUUCGGGAGGACCACAUUUACCACCUUCACACGAGACUGUGAGACUGGAUGGCCCUGUGGCCUUCAUUGACAUUGAUCAGGUUGGAGAUCAUGAAGUCAUUGAGGAACACAUCUCAGAUAUCCAGAGCAGAUAUUCUAUUGCAUCGCCAGGAUAUCCCGAACCUUCUAAUGGGUAUCACAGUGAGGAGCAGCACCAGAUGCGCGAGAGGGCAGACCAGCGAGCUCUGGCCAGGUUCAACAUAAUGUACCUAAAGAUGAAAAUCCGAACUCUGCAAGCACUAAGGAAGCGACUUAUUAAAGGGAUCGCUGCAGUAAAGAAGUUCACGUCCCUUCGGACCUGGGUUCCUAGAUACCUCUAUGUAUCCUGGAGAUGGACCUGGGUUUGACGAUGAGGAUGAGGAGGACGAUGCAGAUGGAGCUUCUAGUGAUGACGAGGAUGAUGGGGAAGCGUCUCCUGAGGACGACGGAGCUGGAGCUCCCACUGAGGACGGGGACAGGGACAGAGUCCAAAGCUGAUGAAAUUGCAAGGUUGAUAUCAUGAAUUGUUGGGCCGCGUCAACCAUUUUUCAAGCCCAGCCAAGCAAACCAAAGAGGGAAACAACAAAACAACAGAAGCAUCACUCCAGGAGGGCAUCGAUCUGAUUAGAACAGGUGAGCUGAGGCUCUCGGCAGCGGUGGCGACCUGGGCAGCCGGUUGGCUCCCUUGUCGAUCUCUCUCCUACCUCUCUUCUUCCUGGCUAGUUCUAGAAGCUUCUGGUCAUCCUCUUCUAUGUACUAGUAAUUGGUACUAUUUUGAACUGAAUGCUUCUAUCUGAGUUGGGUUGCUAACAGUUGAUAAUGAGAAUGACCAAUUGAUAUU
Oryza brachyantha (malo sina) is the source of this 1513-nucleotide messenger RNA. RefSeq lists its product as uncharacterized. The transcript has 3 exons. Lineage: Eukaryota; Viridiplantae; Streptophyta; Magnoliopsida; Poales; Poaceae. Bases 348 to 1040 code for a protein of 230 amino acids. The record is from RefSeq and is a predicted model, not a curated record.